This is a messenger RNA of Setaria italica (foxtail millet), 2878 nucleotides long. Its product is annotated as pentatricopeptide repeat-containing protein At2g16880. The transcript is spliced from 2 exons. The coding region runs from base 65 to 2452 and encodes 795 amino acids. Lineage: Eukaryota; Viridiplantae; Streptophyta; Magnoliopsida; Poales; Poaceae. Gene Ontology annotation, molecular function: protein binding. The record is from RefSeq and is a predicted model, not a curated record.
CUUCCUUCCUCUUCCCUCCGCCUGCCGCGCCGUCACACAACGCCACCUCCCUCCUCCCGUCCCCAUGGACGACACCCCACCUUCCACCCCCGCUUCCGCCUCCGCCUCCUCCUCGCCGGCGGCCGCAUCCGGCCGCGGCCGCGGCACCGGCUCAGACUCCGCCCUUGUCUCGGCCGUGGCGGAAGCUCUCGUCUCCGGCUCCCGCCUGCCCUCGCCGCCGCCCAUGGACGCUCUCCUGGGCCCGUACCUGCCUCGUCUCACCGCCUCGCACCACCCGCGCGUGCUCGCCCUUGUCGCUGCAAACCCGUCGCUUGCCUCGCCGCACGUUCUCAUCGCCUACCGCCGCUUCGUCUCACCUCCGUCCUGCCUUGCCUCCCUCCUUCCACUCCUCCCCGUGCUCCCCUACCGCAACCUCCUCCCGCUCCUCCUCGACUUCGUUCCGCACGACCCGCUGAGCCGCCUCCACCGCCACCUCCUCACGAGUCGCCCCACGAGCGCGCUCGCCGACGCCGCGCUGUCCGCGUACGCCCGUCUCGGCCGCCCCCAACUCGCCGCGCAGCUCCUCCACUCCUUUCGCCGCCGCGGACGCAUUUGUCCCUCCCUCCAGGCCGCUAACGCCGUCCUCUCCGCCCUCUCUCGCUGCCCCACCACCUCGCCGCAGGCCUCUCUGGACGCCUUCCGCUCCCUCAUCGGGUUGCGGCUCCACCCCAACCAUUACACCUUCAACCUCCUGGUCCACACCCACUGCUCCAAGGGCACCCUCGCCGACGCCCUCUCCACGCUCUCCACAAUGCAGGGGUUUGGACUUUCCCCAGACGCUGUCACCUACAACACGCUCCUCAACGCGCAUUGCCGCAAGGGCAUGCUCGGUGAGGCGCGGGCGCUGCUGGCCAGGAUGAAGAAGGAGGGGAUCACGCCCACCAGGCCCACGUAUAAUACCCUCGUCUCGGCAUAUGCGAGGUUUGGGUGGAUCAAGCAGGCGACCAAGGUCGUGGAGGCCAUGACAGCGUUCGGGUUGGAGCCUGACCUGUGGACGUACAAUGUGCUCGCUGCAGGGCUCUGCCAGGCAGGGAAGGUGGAUGAGGCAUUUAGGUUGAAGGAUAAGAUUGAGCGGCUCGGCAUAGUAUCGCCUGAUGUAGUCACCUACAAUACGCUUGUUGAUGCAUGUUUCAAGUGGAAGCGCUCUUCUGAUGCACUGAUUCUGCUCGAGGAAAUGCACUACAAAGGGGUGAAGGCAAGUUUGGUCACACAUAACAUUGUGGUGAAGGGGCUCUGCAGGGAGGGACAUUUGGAACAGGCAUUAGUGCGCUUGAAUAUGAUGGCAAAGGAGGGCUUGGCACCGGAUGUGGUUACAUACAAUACAUUGAUUGAUGCAUACUGCAAAGCCGGCAAUGUUGCCAAAGCAUAUUUAUUGAUGGAUGAGAUGGUGGGAAAGGGACUCAAAAUGGACACUUUCACCCUGAACACUUUACUAUAUAACCUAUGCAAAGAGAAGCGCUAUGAAGAAGCUGAGGAGCUAUUGCGUUCACCGCCGCAGAGGGGUUUUGUACCUGAUGAAGUUAGCUAUGGUACAAUGAUGGCAGCCUACUUCAAGGAGUAUAAUCCAGAGCCUGCUCUGCGUCUGUGGGAUGAAAUGGUUGCAAGGAAGUUAACACCUAGUAUUUCUACUUACAACACAUUAAUCAAAGGGCUUUCCAGAAUGGGGAAGUUGAAAGAGGCAAUUGAUAAAUUGAAUGAAGUGGUGGAGAAGGGGUUAGUGCCAGAUGAAACCACCUACAAUAUAAUUAUUCAUGCCUAUUGUAAGGAAGGAGACUUGGAGAACGCUUUCCAAUUCCACAACAAGAUGGUGGAAAAUUCUUUUAAGCCAGAUGUUGUUACCUGCAACACUUUGAUGAAUGGGCUUUGUCAAUAUGGCAAGCUUGACAAAGCGUUGAAGCUUUUCAAGUCAUGGGUAGAGAAAGGGAAGAAGGUUGAUGUCAUCACCUAUAACACUUUAAUUCAAGCUUUGUGCAAAGAUGGCAAUGUCGAUAUGGCUUUGCAUUUCUUUGCUGACAUGGAGAUCAGAGGUUUGCAGCCUGAUGCAUUUGCUUACAAUGUUGUGUUAUCUGCACUAUCUGAGGCAGGCCGAUCAGAGGAAGCACAGAAUAUGCUGAAUAAGCUAACUGAGAGCGGAAAAUUAUCUAAAAGUUUUUCUUAUCCUCUAAUGGGAUCUUCUGUGGAGGAAGUGGAGACAGGAAAGGACCCAGAGGUCAAACCUAAGACAGAAACUGGUGAUCAGGAGAACUAUAGGAAACGUGUAAAUGAGCUCUGCAUUGGUGGGCAACUGAAAGAAGCUAAGGCUGCUUUGGAUGAGAUGAUGCAGAAGGGCUUGUCUGUUGACAGUUCAACUUAUAUCACUUUGAUGGAAGGCCUUAUCAAAAGACAAAAGAGGCAAACACAUGCAGCUGGAUAGUACAUGCUGCUUUGGGAUGUGACAUUGUCCAUGCUUCUGUAACUUCCUCAAAUGAUCAGGUACUGACUAGCUGGCAAUUCAAUUAAAAUGUGGAGACUGUUUUUUGCAGAAGAUUGGUGGCAAGCAGACUACUGUCUUAGUCCUGCUUCCGUUGUUACAGGAUGUAGUCAUUUGGCCAUGCAAUACCCAUUUGGUUAGCACAAAUUUUGAUACCCCUCGGCCAUAGCCCUUUCAUGUAACACUGCUUUCUGUAAUUCUGCUUUAGGUGCACAUAGGUUGCUGCUUAUUUGGCUCUUUAUGCUUAGGGAGUGAGUUGAAAUUUAACAAUCUUCUGCUGUCGCCUGCAAUAACAAUAUGUACAGAAUCAUUCUAAUCUUCUGUUGUUUCUCCACCUGCCAAAUUUCAGUCUGCAACCAGCCGUUCUGA